Molecule: messenger RNA, 1233 nt
Organism: Hansenula ciferrii
Lineage: Eukaryota; Fungi; Ascomycota; Saccharomycetes; Phaffomycetales; Wickerhamomycetaceae
Gene: SMM1
Product: tRNA-dihydrouridine(20) synthase (NAD(+))
Exons: 1
Coding region: 1-1233 (410 amino acids)
Biological process (GO): tRNA dihydrouridine synthesis
Cellular component (GO): cytoplasm
Molecular function (GO): tRNA dihydrouridine synthase activity; flavin adenine dinucleotide binding
Source: RefSeq, a predicted model, not a curated record
AUGGUUGAUUAUAGAGGGAAAUUGGUGCUAGCACCUAUGGUCAGAGCUGGUGAAUUACCAACAAGAUUAUUAGCUUUAAAAUAUGGUGCUGAUUUAGUAUGGGGUCCAGAAAUUAUUGAUAAAAAAAUCUUGACUUGUGAUCGUAUUAUAAAUGAAAAAUUAGGUACUAUAGAUUAUUUAUCAAAAGGUCAAACUAAAAUUCCAGGUGUUACAAAUUUAGUAUUUAGAACUUUCCCACCAAAGGAAAAUUCAAAAUUAAUUUUUCAAAUGGGUACUUCAAAUCCUGAUUUAGCUGUUCAAGCUGCUGAAAAAAUUAUUAAUGAUGUUAAUGGUAUUGAUAUUAAUGCUGGUUGUCCAAAACAUUUCUCAAUUCAUGCAGGUAUGGGUGCUGCUUUAUUGAAAACUCCUGAUUUAUUAGUUUCAAUUUUGAAAAAUCUUGUUGAAAAAAUUGGUAAACCAAAUUCUAAACCAAUUAGUGUUAAAAUUAGAUUAUUCCCACAAGAAGAAGAUUCAUUAACAUUAAUUUCUAAAUUAUUGAAAACUGGUAUUUCAAAUUUAACUGUUCAUUGUCGUACUCAACCUAUGAGAAAUAGAGAACCACCAAUUAGAUCAUAUAUUGAUAAGAUUAAAAAACUUUGUGAUGAUCAUAACGUUACAUUAAUAAUUAAUGGUGCCUUAAACAAUCGUAAAGAAUUUUAUGAAUUACAAAAAACAUCAUGGGGUGAAGAUGUAGGUGGGAUGAUUGCAACAGAAGCUGAAAUAAAUCCAAGUUGUUUUAGUGAAACACCAUUAAAUUGGCCUGAAUUAAUUAAAGAAUAUACAAAAUUAGCUGAAAGUUUUGAUAAUUAUAUUGGGAAUACCAAGUAUAUGUUGACAAGAAUGACACCUGGAAGAUCUUUAAUGUAUCAAUUAGUUGCAAGAGCUAAAAGUUAUGAAGAAUUUUAUAAAGUUUUUGAAAAAUUAAAUGAUGAUGGUACUUUAAAAAAUGUUGAUGAUAUUCAAAUUGGGAAAAAGAAUAAACAACAACAAAAACCACAAAAUAAACAAAAGAAAGAAGUGAAAGAAACAAAGAAGGAUACAAAACCAGAAACACAAAGUGACUCUAAAGUAGAGGAGAAGAAAGAGGAAAAGAAAGAACAAAAGGAUGAUAUUCAAGAAUCCAAAAAACAUAAACUUGAUGAAAUAGAAUCUUCAUUAGAUAAAAAACAACAAACUGAACAAAUCUCCAUAUAA